Molecule: messenger RNA, 2150 nt
Organism: Aspergillus versicolor CBS 583.65
Lineage: Eukaryota; Fungi; Ascomycota; Eurotiomycetes; Eurotiales; Aspergillaceae
Product: alpha-glucosidase
Exons: 1
Coding region: 308-2014 (568 amino acids)
Biological process (GO): oligosaccharide catabolic process
Molecular function (GO): alpha-amylase activity
Source: RefSeq, a predicted model, not a curated record
CUAGAACCCUCCUUCCGAUAUAUUAACUGUCGAACCUACAGAAACGGAGCUCAUCAAGAUAUAGAGAUGACGAGAUUAAUAGACCAUCCGACCCUUCGAAUAUUUUAACUCUCUUCUCAGAGUUUAAUCCAUCUUCGUAUACUUCGUAUAAUUGUCGGAUUCUCCGGCAAUUCCCCGACAACUCGCAAUUCUCCGCUCAUCAACUCGCACAUGAACAGCAUACUUCGAUAUAAAGUCAACCUCCCUAAACACAGCAGAUAAUUCUGUCUUUCCAUUCUUAAUCCUUUCCCCUACUUCAGCAAACAAAAUGUCACCCCCCUGGUGGAAAGAAGCCACCAUCUACCAAAUCUACCCGGCCAGCUUCCUCGACACAACCGGCACCGGGCUCGGCGAUAUCCGCGGGAUAAUCUCCAAAAUCCCAUAUAUAAGAUCCCUAGGCGUUGACGCGCUCUGGCUGUCACCCAUCUUCGCAUCCCCGCAGCACGACAUGGGCUAUGACGUCGCCGACUACCGCGCCAUCCACGAGCCGUAUGGUUCUGUCAACGAUGUCCAGGAACUCAUUGAUACACUCCAUGAGAGUGGUAUGCGCCUGUUACUGGAUUUAGUGGUCAAUCAGACGAGUUCCGAACAUGCCUGGUUCAAGGAGUCAAGAUCCAGCAAGAGCAGUUCCAAACGGGACUGGUAUAUCUGGCGAGAUCCCAAAUACGACAGCAGUGGGCAAAGAAAGCCGCCGAAUAACUGGAAAUCGCUCUUCGGGGGGUCGGCGUGGCAGUUUGACUCCGUAACAGGACAGUACUAUCUGGCGCUAUUCCUGCCCGAGCAGCCGGAUUUGAAUUGGGAGAAUGAGGCAAUGAGACAGGCUGCGUAUGGGGAUAUGCGGUUCUGGCUGGAUAGAGGCGUUGAUGGGUUCCGGAUUGAUAGUAUGAAUCUCAUGUCGAAGCAUCCUGGGCUUCCUGAUGGGAAGAUUGUCGAUCCGGGUCAAGAGUUCCAGUCCGGAGCGGAGUUUUUUGCUUCUGGGCCGCGGAUGCAUGAAUACCUGCAGGAGAUGAGAAGGGAGGUAUUUGAUAAAUACGACAGGGAUAUCAUGACAGUGGGCGAGUUGGGGUUUACAAAGGACGAGACCUCCGUGGCGCCGUACGUCGCCAGUAACCGCAAGGAGCUGAAUAUGGUAUUCACAGGAGAUAUUUCCGAUAUGGAUUUUGGAGUGGGACAUAAAUACGACAAGGGCGAGUUCCACCCGCGCAUGAUCCGGCGCAUUACGAACCUCUGGCAGAUGGCGAUGCCCAAGGUCGAUGGCUGGAAUGCUGUGUACCUUGACAAUCACGACAGCGGGCGCUCGCUGAGCCGGUAUGCGUCUGAUGCGCCGGAGUAUCGAGCAACAGCUGCAAAAAUGCUGGCGACGUAUAUGAUGACGCUGAGUGGCACGCCGUUCCUACUGGCAGGACAGGAGAUCGGGAUGGCGAAUCUGGGCAGGGAGUAUGGGCUUGAUGCGUAUAUUGACGUGGAGGGGAGGAACAGAUAUAAUGAGAUAAGAGGCGAUCCUUCCGCUAUUGACGACUUCAUGAGAGAGCUGCAGCUCAAGUCGCGCGAUCAUGGACGGCUGCCGAUGCAGUGGGACGAUUCGGCGCACGCGGGAUUCACGACGGCGGAUGAGCCGUGGAUGACAGUCAACAGGGACUAUCCGGAGUGGAAUGUGGCCGCCCAGGUGGAUGACCCUAGCAGUGUCAUGGCGUUUUGGAAGAAGAUGAUUGCUCUGCGGAAGGAGUAUAAGGAGCUGUUUGUCUAUGGGGGGUACAGGCCGCUGGACGAGGAGUAUACAGGGGAAAUGGUGCUGGGAUACGUGCGCGAGAGUCGCAGUGAGACUGCAGUCGUGCUAUUGAACUUUUCCGAUGUCGAGCAGAUGGUGGGAGAAGAGUAUCAGCAUUAUACCGUCUUGGUGAAUGAGUCGUGCAGGGUGGACGGUAGGGCUAUUCUCAGCCCGUUCGGGGCGUUGGUGUUGUAUAGCAGAACGUAAACCAUAUACAAGUCACGCCAUUUCUACAGUUAUACCAGUUAUUUAGUAUUCCAUUUAUACAGGUAUAAAGUAUACAGCAUACAGGCCAUACAGCGUAACUGCUGACCCAGAAUGCGGGGACCCCCGCCACCGGGAG